This is a messenger RNA of Symbiodinium sp. CCMP2456, 2184 nucleotides long. NCBI's taxonomy places the organism in Eukaryota, Dinophyceae, Suessiales, Symbiodiniaceae. The record is from the annotation of a GenBank genome assembly.
AUGCUAGAACAGGCCCACGAGUGUACCGCAGCUGAAGCAGCUGCGGAAGAAUGCAUCGAAGGCGAUUUGGUUUACAAAUCUCCGGGCUAUGCGCAAUGGAUCGGAUGGUUGGACACCCUCGGUGUGCUGUUCUUGUUCAUGAUGUCCAACUCGCAGAUCAACACCAUCAAGUUUGGUAUGUCCUGGCAUUUCUACUUUAUGAUGGAGUUCAUCGAUCCGAAAAACGGCCGAACGCUGUGUCCAGAGUCGGAGCUGGUCUUCGGCAGCAUGGUCUGCGUGACCGAGCCGCUUGUUCGCAUCUCUUUCCCAGGGGGUGUUCGACUCCCCCCGAAGGAAGAAGCCAAGUCUUCCGGGAUGGACGUGGGAGGUGCUGGUGACGACAGUGCUCGGGUGCUUUUUUGCUGCACUGGCGACAUUCGUGCCGUGCCCGCUCUUCAAUUCGAGGAACUGCAGGCGGACAGGGACGGAAUGAAAGAAGCAGGAAGGAAGACCUUGCACCCGAGGAAAGCCUUCCAGGACAUGAUCUCCACCAUGGGCACCGUCAGCAAGAUCUGGGAGGAGGCAGUGGAGUACAUCUGCGGCACGAGUCGAACAGCCAAGCGAUUUCACUUAGAGGCGAAGAUCGAUGCCAUCAGCCAGAUGAACUUGAACGUCGCUGCUAACCUCAAGGCGGCCUGGUGGGAGUCUGCCUUGCUUGCCAGAUUCGAACCCCGGCGUCAGAUCAUGAUGCAGUUUCAGAGCAACAUCGCGGACAUUGUGGACAUUCUGCCCGCCGUGAAGUCCUGCGUGCUCAAUGAAGAUUUCUCUGGGAAGCAUGAGGAGUUCGUCCGACCUCUCCACCCGCAGCUGCAGGCCAUGGUUCAAGAGGCCACGGCUCUCACCGAACUUUGCCUCAGUGCGACCUAUGAGAAGCAGAUCAAUGAGAUCAUGAAGUCGGCGAUCCUGCAGUCAAAGACUCACAUACGGAAGCUGCAGCGGAUUUUAGUUAAGGACUACAAGAAUUACUGCCCGAAGCCUUCCGACGACCUGGCUGAUGAGACGAUCAUGGUCUUCUCCGUGUCUUUCACGGCGCGCAAAGCCGCAGACCUGGCGCAGCGUGUUAUCGAGUGGAAUGAGGAGGACACGAAGUGGCGCUGCUGGCGUGGGGACAACGUCUUGCUGUUGGUGAAAGGAGCCUGGGAGGGGCUCCGCAACACCUGGGCGCCUGGUAAGAUUUUCAGCUACUUGUCAGUUCCUCAACAGCCAGGCAACUUUGCCGGCAUCACCAUUGUGUUCUUUUUGGCAAUCAGGAUGAAUGGCUACGUUUUCACGAGCUACACUCCGAUAAUGCCGGCCACUCUGGCCUUGCUCAUAUCCCAAUACCAGAGCACGGCAUUUACCAACAACCUUCAUCGAUUGCUGGGUGUCCUUUUGGGCAAGGUGCUGCCCUUGCUGAUCCUCUCUGGGCUUUCGAUUUUCGAUUGUGGGUCAAAGAUGCGCUCGGCGGCUGCCUUUUUGGCCAUCUGGCUCUAUGUCUGGGUGUUCAUGUACAUGUAUUUCACAUCACAAACAUGGAGUUUGGUGGGCUGCUUGAUUGCGGGCUUCGGCGUCUAUCCGCUGCUCACGACCUGCACUAGCGGCCUGAACACGGAUCUUUUCAACACGCGAUACUGCGAGCUCGGGCAGAUCACCAUGGCCUUGGCAGUGCAGCUGCUCGUGGACAGUCUCCUCAAGCGAGAGGGCCCCGAAGCGGCGGCCGACGCCCGGCUUGACAGGAACGAUAAGGAGAACGAUGUGGAGUCGCAGGCGGUGGCUUGUCUGUCCUUUCUUUCGCAAGGUUCCGAGGCAUUUCAGACUUUGGGACUAACCAUUGAGCCUUUGCCGGGUUGGGCAAAGUGGUUCAGAACGACCUUGAAGACUCUUGGAACUCAUCAGCAAGACUGGUUCAUGUUUUGGCCCCACACUUCCAGCCCGAAGCUCCAGCAUCAGGCUUUGCAGAAGGCCUUGAACGAGGCGGAUACCUGCAUGGCCCGCGCUCGGUCUUUGGUGACCGAGGCCGAUCCGAAAUCGCGAAUCGCGGCGGGCCCCCAGACGCCUUUCAAGAUCGCGCUCUACCGCGACUCGCUGGACAUUCUGCAGAACUGCAUGAACAACUUGACCCUCUUCCUGAUGGCUUCGAAAACCUGGGCAGAGACGCUGUUCUGA